CAAAAAUAUUAAAAAAAGGGAAAAAAAAAGCAUGAAUGAGCUUAAAAGUUCUUUCAUGCUCGUUAAAAGUUGAGAAAAUGCAGGCAUUAGUGGAAGUACAUUUGGUAAAACCACUCGUACAAGAUUUUAGUGUUACAUUUUUUAAAAGAAAGCAGUACAGAGUUGCUCUAAAUAAAAAAAGGAAAAGAAAAACUGCAGAAAAAAAGCCUAUUUUAUUUUUAAUUUUGCAGGGACGCUGCACUCCAAUGUCGCAAUCUGAAGAAGAGAAGGAGGAGGAGGAAAAUGCCGAUGAAGAGGAAAAGGAAAAAGACGAUGCUGAAGAUGAGGAAGGAGAUGAUGAGAAAGAUGAUGAUGAAAUUGAAAUUUUUGAAGCUAUUAGAGAGACUUCAGUGCCUUUACUCAGAACAAUAGCUGAUGACAAAGCUAUUGGGCGACUGGAUCCUUGGAUUGUAAGUCUGAGCUCUAAGUUGCUAGUAGAGAAAGCAAUUAUCAUCUUGCGAUCAAAUCUGUGGCCUGGUGCUUAUACAUUUUAUGAUGGAAAGAUUUUCGAUCACAUUUAUAUUGGAUAUGGCUUUAAAUAUUCUGCAUUCCAUUACGCACCUCCAAUUUACGUACCAUGGCAGAAAGAGUACAAAGUAGGCACCGAAGUUAUUGAGCAUGUAGAUGAACCAUUUGCUUCGCAGACAGAAGAGACAAAUGUUCAAAAAAAUUCUGAUGAAGAAACUGAGGAUAACAAAGAAGAAGAAGAAUAACUUGAUAGAGAGAUAAUUUGAAAUGAAAACUAAUUUACUGGACUUAUCUGCGUUCAAAA
Molecule: messenger RNA, 811 nt
Organism: Uloborus diversus
Lineage: Eukaryota; Metazoa; Arthropoda; Arachnida; Araneae; Uloboridae
Product: radial spoke head protein 6 homolog A-like
Exons: 4
Coding region: 36-752 (238 amino acids)
Biological process (GO): cilium movement involved in cell motility; axoneme assembly; cilium assembly
Cellular component (GO): radial spoke; axoneme
Source: RefSeq, a predicted model, not a curated record